Fomitopsis serialis is the source of this 789-nucleotide messenger RNA. Its product is annotated as ribosomal protein L24e-domain-containing protein. The record is from RefSeq and is a predicted model, not a curated record. Lineage: Eukaryota; Fungi; Basidiomycota; Agaricomycetes; Polyporales; Fomitopsidaceae. The coding region runs from base 251 to 706 and encodes 151 amino acids. The transcript has 4 exons. Gene Ontology annotation, biological process: cytoplasmic translation. Gene Ontology annotation, cellular component: cytosolic large ribosomal subunit. Gene Ontology annotation, molecular function: mRNA binding; structural constituent of ribosome.
GUCCACAACAACCUCGGCAAAUCCUCAAGGUAAGCACGAAUCUCUGCUGAAAGUCUGUACGGCUUGCGUCUGGAGGGAUGUGGAGGACGAGGGCUUUCGAAAGAAGUACAGAGUAUGGGGAACGGGUGGUUGGAAGAGGGUGGAUUGCAGACGGAUGUGGCUGAUGUGACGCUGGCUUCGCAUUUUCCGACCGCGGUGGAGAUGGAGAGGCAUGUACUAAUGUUGCUUUCUUGCGCGUCGCUUGGUCUAGAUGAAGGUCGAGAUCGACACAUUCUCCGGUUACCGUAUCUACCCCUCGAAGGGUAAGCUCUUCGUCCGCGGCGACAACAAGAUCUUCCGUUUCGCCAGCGGCAAGAAUGAGUCGCUUUUCCUCCAGCGCAAGAACCCCCGCAAGAUCGCCUGGACAGUGGUGUACCGCCGGAUGCAUAAGAAGGGUAUCACGGAGGAGGUCGCAAAGAAGCGUUCGCGCCGCACCGUGAAGCACCAGCGUGGCAUCGUCGGCGCCGACCUCGCCACCAUCAACGCGCGGAAAUCACAAACCGCCCAGGUCCGUCUGGCGCAGCGGUCAGCCGCCAUCACGAAGGCCAAGGCAGAGAAGAAGGACAAGGAGAGCAAGAAGGAGAAGAAGCCUGCGACCCGCGCACCCGUGUCAACAGCCCCCCGCGUGUCGAAGCAGCAGAUGAAGGGUGGCAAGGGCGGCCGUUGAGCUGUGCUUGCGGAUUGGUCUUCUGUCGCUCUGCUAUGUUAUGUUUCGGCCUCACCCACACACCGCAAAAUGUAUGGAUACAG